Anolis sagrei ordinatus is the source of this 5621-nucleotide messenger RNA. It is a transcript of the gene OXSM, whose product is annotated as 3-oxoacyl-ACP synthase, mitochondrial. Gene Ontology annotation, biological process: fatty acid biosynthetic process. NCBI's taxonomy places the organism in Eukaryota, Metazoa, Chordata, Lepidosauria, Squamata, Anolidae. Gene Ontology annotation, cellular component: mitochondrion. Gene Ontology annotation, molecular function: 3-oxoacyl-[acyl-carrier-protein] synthase activity. The record is from RefSeq and is a predicted model, not a curated record.
UUUUGAAGGAAUGAAGCGAGGGGGCCAUUUUUAUCUCUUUAGGGAGGGCAUUCCAGAGGUGGGGCGCAAUCACGGAGAAGGCCCUCUCUCUCGUUCCUACCCGUCGUACUUGGGGUGGGGGUGGGACCAAGAUUAGGGCUUCCUCUGCUGACCGCAAUGUCCGAGUUGGUUUAUAAGUCCAUGAUGACCAAACCACAUGAUUCCAAACAUCAUUUUCAUAUGGUAGUAAUGAUAGCUCUGACUGACACACACACACAUUAGAAAGGUAAAUUAGAAGAGUUGUAGCUCUAUUGAUACAGUGGAGCCAUUCCACCCAUUUUACAUAAAUGGCAUCUUUUUACUAUGCCGUUGUAUAUAAUGGAUCUUAGAGCAUUCACAAAUUUUGGUAUCCAUGAAGGGUUUUGGAACCAAACCCCAGCUACACAUGUUAACUGAAAUUACAAGAAAUUGUUUUGUGGUUAUAUCUAAGUAUAGACAUAUUUUUUUUAUUAAAAACACAGCAUGUGUACACAGUCAUUUUAGUGACAUCCCCUCUGAUGGUGUCACCCAGUAUGGCUCGCACCACCUAAUAAUUUUGUCACAGAAUUGUAUACGAUUUCCGAACAGACAUUUUUUUUCCUCCCCUCUGAAAUUACCAUUACAUUUUCUGCACAGUUAGAUAACACAGAUUGAGGUCAUUUUAAAAGUCUUGCUUGUCAGAACUCUUACUCAGCUAAAAUAAGCAAUAACUAUAAAGGCUGCAUUCCUGUGCACAUUUGACAUUCAGCCGUUUGCCUCAACGCAGUACCUUUUGACACUGAAAAUAUUGACUGAGGUUGAUGGGAGCAGCAAUACACAACGUGUGGGAAACAAUUUUGAGGGAAAAGUUGUCAAGGAAUAAAUCCCUCUGAAUUCCAGAAGUUAAUUCCAAACAAAUAUUUAUGUAACCUGGUUGUAUAGCCCAUUGAAAGCCUUUUCACUUUUACUGGAACUAGCAGCGUAAUUUUGUGCAAAUUUGAUCAGUAAGUCUUGUAUUUAAUAUCAGCUGUCAGAAUUUAAGACACAACUGAAGACCCUUCUCUUUGGGCAGGCCUACCCGGUCAAUUUGAAGUUGUGAAUUUUAAUCUGCAAUUAAUUAGUGGAUUUUGACUUGUAUUUUAAUUCUGUGUGUCUUGUUGUAUGUCUUUUGAUAGUGUUUUAUCUCUUGUUUUCAUGAUGUUGUAUCCUGCUUCAAGCUGCAGGGAGAGGCAGGUAAUACAUUCAGCAUUAUUAUCACCAUCAUCAUCAUAAUUAAUAAUAUGGCUUACUCAUUAGUGAAUGGCUUCAGAAUUGCAGACUAAGGACUUGUCUGUAAUAGUCAAACAGACUCAUCUCAGAUAGAAUACCGCCUGCCUUCUGAUGCACAGCUAUGUCUGGUGAAUAUCCCAUGUUUGGGGGUUUAAAACAGCUUUGCUCCACUUCACUGGAAGCUCUGAAGUGGCUUUAGGGCAAUCUGGACAGUUGGAUCAGGCCUAUUCACCCUGAUCUGCUGUCCACAUGGGACAGCAGCAUCCUGUCUUUAUACCCAUCAGCCCAAGAACAGGGGAUGGAACAUGGCCAUGUUGCCACCAUUCCUACCUGGCCACUGACUUAUGCAAUCCCAUCAUGGCCAAAGUUUGUUAAUGAGAAAGAAAACACACACUAAGAGAGGCUGUAGUGGUUUGCUUUUGGCAGAGUCUACAGAGAAGGGCAGUAUUAUUCCUCACUUUCCCCCCAUCUGCAUUAAUUAAAUAAGAACCGCUUUUGCACUUUGAACUCAGUCUAUAGCAACUGAAUACAAAGGGGGAAAGUGGAAGGAGGAUUAGAAAAUGGGGCAUUUUACUUUAAAAUAUUGAAUAAAAUUACCCUCAUGCUCUGUGUGUAAGAUAUAUGUGAGAUUUAUAUGAAUUUCUUGUUCAGAUUCGUCUCCCAUCUCCAAGAUAUCACAUUAUAUAUUUAUAUUUAUUUAUUUACUGUAUUUGUAUACCUCCUUUCGCAGCCUGUCGGCGACUCAUGUAUAUAUGUAUUAUAUAUGCAAAUACAGGUAUUCCAAAAUCCAAAGCACUUCUGGUCUUAAGCAUUUUGGGUAAGCGAUACUAAACCUGUAGAGAUUAGUUUACUGGAUUGGGCUCAAAAUGUUUCCAACUCUGCUCUCAUUGCUAGAUGAUAUUCCAUGUGAUACAGUUAGAACACAAAGUAUUUUGGAUUGCUGCAGUCAUGCAUCUCCAUUGUGCAAAAGACUUAUUAAAAACUGCAUGCUUCAGCCUUCAUGGUAUUCAAACACAUUGGCCUUUAAGAAUAAUUAAAAGGUUUUUGACUAGUGGCACAGUACUUCGUGAUCGAAGGAGAGUGGUUGUCACAGGUAUAGGAUUAGUGUCUCCACUUGGUGUGGGUGCCCAGUUGGUAUGGAACAAUCUACUCCAGGGAAAUUGUGGGAUUAUUGCUCUUGAAGAGGAAGCAUACUCCACUGUUCCAUGUAAAGUGGCUGCUUGUGUCCCAAAGGGAGCCGGUAAAGGUGAAUUCCACGAAGAAAGCUAUGUGUCGAAGUCAGAAAGCAAAGGUAUGUCUUCUGCCACUGUCAUGGCCAUAGGUGCUGCUGAUCUGGCAUUGAAAGACUCCGGCUGGCAUCCACAGUCAGACCUGGAUUGUUUACAUGCUGGUGUGGCAAUAGGGAUGGGAAUGGUUCCACUGGAGGAGAUUUCCAAUACAGCCUUGACGUUCAAAACAAAAGGUUACAACAAAGUCAGCCCAUUCUUUGUGCCAAAGAUCUUGGUCAACAUGGCAGCAGGCCAUAUUAGUAUCAAGCACCAACUGAAAGGACCCAACCAUGCUGUAUCGACUGCUUGUACUACAGGAGCACAUGCUGUGGGAGAUGCCUUUCGAUUUGUAGCCUAUGGCGAUGCUGAUGUCAUGUUGGCUGGAGGAACAGAGGCUUGCAUUAGCCCAUUGUCUCUCGCUGGAUUUGCUAGAGCUAGAGCCCUGAGCACUAGUUUCAACUCAAGCCCCAAACUGGCUUGUCGGCCAUUCCAUUCCCUGAGAGAAGGCUUUGUCAUGGGAGAAGGUGCCGCGGUUUUGGUUCUGGAAGAAUAUCAGCAUGCCUUACAAAGGAGAGCUAAAAUAUAUGCCGAGAUUUUAGGCUAUGGACUCUCAGGAGAUGCUUGCCACAUAACAGCUCCUAAUCCAGAUGGAGAUGGUGCCUUCAGAUGUAUGUCUGCAGCAAUCAAAGAUGCUGGAAUAUGCCCAGAAGAUGUCACAUACAUCAAUGCUCAUGCCACCUCCACUCCACUAGGAGAUGCUGCGGAGAAUCAAGCUAUUAAAAGACUCUUCAAAGAACAUGCCUAUUCUCUUGCUGUCUCCUCAACAAAGGGAGCAACAGGUCAUCUUUUGGGUGCUGCAGGAGCUAUCGAAGCAGCUUUUACUGUUUUAGCUUGUUACCAUGGGAUUUUGCCACCUACUCUAAAUCUGGAUCAAACCGAGCCACCAUUUGACCUCAAUUAUGUUCCCCUCGUACCCCAAGAAUGGAGAAAUGAAAAAUGCCGUAUUGGUCUCAGUAAUUCUUUUGGAUUUGGAGGAACAAAUGCAACAUUAUGUUUUGCUAAUAUUUAGCUUCAUCUAUCAGUAUAUGUAGCUGUUCCAAAAACAUUUCUCAUACUAAUGGCUUGUAUUUAUGUAUGUAUAUGAUAAACCUCCAUGUUGAUGUUGCCCCUCAUUUAUUGAUGUUCUUGGUUCUGAUUUGUGUAAUAUGUUGUUCUUAAAGCGGUUUGCAUUCAGAGUACUUCCAAAAUACUAAAUUAUGUGAUGUUUAAUCUUCUUUAUUCUACUGAUCAAUGUUUUAGUUGACAGACAUAUCUGCCAAAUUCAAUUAUGGAACCGUAUCUACAGAAAGGGUCUAUAACGACAUGACUUUGUUGGUACAUUGGCCAAGUGCCCAGUCUACAUUAGCAAGUAUACUCUUCAACUAAUUUGAAUACUUGUUGACUUAUUGUCCUUCUCCUGGAACUUGUAUAGCAAUAAUUCCAUCAUAAGUGGGCAUAGUAGCCAAGCACGAGAAAAAAAUAAUCAAAGGCUAAGUUAAAUUUUAGGAAAAUGAAGAGCUGGUGUAAGGAGUGCCAAUAGAGUGUUGUGAAUUGAAUGCUUGAUUAGGAGACUAGAGUUUGAAUUCAUUCUUAGUCAUGGAAUCCUACUGAGUGUUCCUUGGCAAAUCACACUCUCAGCCUCAGAGAAAGGCAAGGCUAAACCCCCUUUGAACAAAUUCUGCCAAGAAAGCCCUAUGAUAGAUUUAGUUUAGGGUCGCCACAACUCAGAAAUGACUUCAAGGCUUGCUACAGGAACAUUACAGCAUAUUGUUAUAUCUUUGCUUAAGUACUCAGUAUUGAAGAGCUGGAUCCUUUUACAUUUGUAUAAUAAUAAUAAUAAUAAUAAUAAUAAUAAUAAUAAUAAUAAUAGAAUAGUAUGAAAUGGUGUAAAGUAUGGGUUGUUGUGGGUUUUUUGGGCUAUAAGGCCAUGUUCUAGAAGCAUUCUCUCCUGAUGUUUCACCUGCAUCUAUGGCAGGCCUUCUAUAGAUGCAGGUGAAACGUCAGGAGAGAAUGCUUCUAGAACAUGGCAAUAUAGCCCAAAAACCUACAACAACCCAGUGAUUCCAGCCAUGAAAGUCUUCGACAAUACAGUAUAAGGUAUUUUCUCUUCUAAAGUGACUUAGUUAAGAUGGCCCAUCACCAUUUUCCUCUCCCAUUUAUAUGUGGCAUACAGUGUUGAUUUGCAUAAGGAAGAAUGAAUGGUGCUAUCCAUUUGUGGUCUUCUUUUGCUCCUCAAGGCUAAUCUAGCCUUUCCUGUUUCUUGUGUUCCUGCUGAAUUAUUUUAUUUUCCAUCCCAAGCCAAGGGGCAGAAGAUAUUGCUGUUAUUAAAAGUUCAAGAUCAUAUGUGAGCAGUUGUGGGCCUCAAGGCACUGGAGAGCAUCUUCCAUGAUCCUUUACUGCUGACUGUUUUCUGGGGCUAAUAUAGUCCAUUAACAGCUGGUGAGUCACAACUGCCUGAUAAAGUGAGAAGGAGGAUUGUUAUAAACAAGUAAUGACCCUUAAACUAUUGAAAUCAGAACUUUAAAAUGCUUCUGUUUCUAAAGUAUUAAAAUUUAGACCACAAUAUGCAUAUUCCACAAAUAAUUCCAUAUUACAAACAGUAUUAAUUUUGACAGUGGGAAAAGAAAUACAGAUGCUGGAAAAUUUUAUUUUCAAAAUGCCAUGGUAAGAGCAUGACUCAAAGAAAUGGAAAAAUAAUUUAUUUCAACUGUUUUGAGUUAGUGUGUCUAAUUAUGCAAAUUAUCCUUACCUAAAAGUAAUGUUGUUCAGAACAUCAAAGAAAUACAUGGUGGUCAUAUGCUUUUCCUGCCAAACUCAGCUUUUUGCUAAAAACAGCAAUGUAUGGUGCAUUGCAGAUUGUUACCUACUCACCAUUACUGAUAGUUUAACCAUCUUCCUCUUUCUUUCUUUGUAAUUCAAGUGUGGGUCGAAGUUCAGUUAAAUCAUUUGCUUCCAAAUAAUUUGUAUUUAUGAUUAGACAAGAGGCAGGACUUGUAUGAUACUACAGAAAAUAAAAUAAAACAAAAUGCCAUUUUUUAAAUUAAAAAA